Triticum aestivum (bread wheat) is the source of this 855-nucleotide messenger RNA. RefSeq names its product aspartic proteinase Asp1-like. NCBI's taxonomy places the organism in Eukaryota, Viridiplantae, Streptophyta, Magnoliopsida, Poales, Poaceae. Gene Ontology annotation, molecular function: aspartic-type endopeptidase activity. The annotation marks the transcript as partial. The transcript has 6 exons. Gene Ontology annotation, biological process: proteolysis. The record is from RefSeq and is a predicted model, not a curated record.
AUGGCGCCCGCCUGCCUCCUAUUGCCACUCCUCCUGCUCCCAUUCGCCCCAGGUCCAGCACAGGCCGCGACGCCGGCAAGGUCUCCGUCGGCGUCAGCAUCAUCCUCCUCCACGUCCGUCGUGUUCCAGCUCCAGGGCGACGUAUAUCCCACCGGGCAUUACUAUGCCACCAUGAACAUUGGGGAUCCGGCGAGGCCCUACUUCUUGGACAUUGACACCGGCAGUGACCUCACUUGGCUGCAGUGCGACGCUCCCUGCCAAAGCUGCAACAAGGUGCCGCACCCAUUGUACAAGCCAACAAAGAGCAAGAUUGUGCCCUGUGCAGACUCACUCUGUACUACACUGCUCAGCUCACAGAUUCCUAACAACAAGCAGUGCCCCUCACCACACCAAUGCGACUACAAAAUCAAGUACACGGACAGCUCGUCUUCUCGCGGUGUGCUCGUUACCGACAGCUUCGGCCUAACCCUACGGAAUUCAUCCCGUGUUAGUCGCAGCCUCACCUUUGGUACUACCACUGACUGCUCUGUGGCAGCGACAGAUGGCUUGCUUGGGCUUGGGAGGGGAUCAGUUAGCUUGGUCUCGCAGCUCAAGCAGCAAGGCAUCACCAAGAAUGUACUUGCCCAUUGCCUCAGUACGAACGGAGGAGGGUUCCUCUACUUUGGGGAUGAUAUCGUGUCUACCUCACGCGCAACGUGGGUGCCGAUGGCUCGUAGCACAUCUGGGAAUUACUACUCACCUGGCUCAGGAACACUUUACUUCGAUAAACACCCACUAGGAGUGAAGCCAACGGAGGUGGUAUUUGAUAGCGGUAGCACCUAUACGUACUUUGCUGCCCAGCCAUACCAAGCGACU